Microplitis mediator is the source of this 4055-nucleotide messenger RNA. RefSeq names its product GPI ethanolamine phosphate transferase 3 (gene PIG-O). The record is from RefSeq and is a predicted model, not a curated record. Gene Ontology annotation, biological process: GPI anchor biosynthetic process. Bases 280 to 3447 code for a protein of 1055 amino acids. Lineage: Eukaryota; Metazoa; Arthropoda; Insecta; Hymenoptera; Braconidae. The transcript has 4 exons. Gene Ontology annotation, cellular component: endoplasmic reticulum membrane. Gene Ontology annotation, molecular function: mannose-ethanolamine phosphotransferase activity.
CGUUGUUCAGCAUGUCCGUUAGGGCUAUCUAAUGGCACCAUGUGUUGGCUAUCAGGGCAGCAAUUUUCAGUUGAUAUUACAGUAAUUUAUUCAUUAAUUUAUACAACUUAAUCAGAAAAAUGUAACAAAAAAAGAAAACGAAAAUAUAAUAAAAUCACAAAACUGAAAAAAGUAGAAGAAAAAACUUGAAUUCAAAAAUUAAACAUAUAAGUCUAUGAAGCGGUAAAGAAUUGAAACUAGUAAAAAAAUAAUCGACAUAAAACAACCUUUAAUUUUACGAUGGGUAAAUUUUCAUACUUGAUAUUUACACUAUGGAUAUCAUGUUUGAUGGUAUCCGCUUUAAUUUUAUUUCUUAAUGGAUUUUUUUUAACUCGAAUGUCACAAAUAGAGCGUAGCAACUGUACAUUGUCUCAUAAUCUAAAGAUUUGUGACAUUGAAAAGUUAUUGCAAAAUCCUGAGACAGCCGGUGAAAUUUGUUUAGAAUCUCGUCAAAAAGUUGUGUUACUUAUAGUGGACGCGUUGAAAUAUGAAUUCUUAGAUUGGCAGGACAACAUUACUAAUUCUUAUUAUCAAAAUAAAAUUUCUACUGUUCACGAUCUUUUGAAGAAAUAUCCAAAUCACUCAAGACUUUAUAAAAGUAUUGCUGAUCCACCAACUACGACAAUGCAACGUAUCAAAGCUAUAACAACAGGUACUCUACCAACAUUCAUCGACGUAAGUUCAAAUUUUGCUUCUGAUAAAAUCGAUGAGGAUAAUUUAAUUGAUCAAGUCAUCCAGAAAGGCGUUAUAUUAAUGGGUGAUGAUACUUGGAUUAAUUUAUUCCCAGGUAAAUAUUUACGGCAGUUUCCUGCGCAUUCAUUUAAUACUCGUGACUUGGAUACAGUAGACAGAGAAGUUCGGAAUCGAAUAUUUUUUGAGUUACAGAAAAAAGAUUGGUCAUUAUUGAUUGCUCAUAAUUUAGGAGUUGAUCAUUGUGGCCAUAAGCAUGGCCCAAAUCACCCUGAAAUGACAAGAAAGUUGAAUGAAAUUAACGUACUCAUUAAAGAAAUAAUUAAUGUUCUUGAUGAUCAGACUGUGUUGUUUGUAAUUGGAGAUCAUGGUAUGACGAAUUCUGGAGACCAUGGUGGAGAUAGUGACGAUGAAAUUGAAACGGCGAUGUUCGUUUAUUCAAAAUCUCCUUUACAAGAUGCAAUUGAUGAACACGAACCGAGAGUUGUCAAUCAAAUUGAUAUUGUACCAACACUAGCAUCAAUCCUUGGUAUUCCUAUACCUUUUUCUAACAUUGGAUCAGUCAUAUUGGAUGCUUUACCAAGUCUAUCAAAGACAUCAGAUAUGUGGUAUACUGUUCAUGCACUUUGGAGAAAUGUUUAUCAAUCAAAAAAAUACAUUGACACUUAUUCGGCAAGUUCAUUUUUAUUUUCGGAUGAAAAACUCCAAGAACUAGAGCAAAUGUACCGGGAUUUACUUCAACAAGUACCAAAAAUUAAUGAUCAGAAAACUCUUAAAAAUUUCGUCAAACAUGCUAAUGAAUAUUUUAAAAUUCUUCGUGCUUCAUGUAUAGAAAUUUGGGUUCAAUUCGACUCGGGUUUGAUGUUCAAAGGCUUGUUCUUAAUGUUCUGCACUUUGUUUUUUACUUACAUACUCAUUAAUCAACUACCAGAAAUUUAUAUGAUAAAAAUAUUUGAUCUAUCUUUUUUUCGAGUCUUAAUAUUUAUCUGCAUUGCUCUAGUUAUUGUCUAUAUAUCUUAUGUAAUGCAGCUAGUCGUUAAUUUUAGUAAUACAUUUUCUUUCAUUGGUGGAGUAAUUCUGUUAUUUUUUCUAGUUAUUCUAGUUAUUAAAAAUUGGAAUACAAUAUUGACAACUUGGUAUAAUAAUUCUCAGAGUAAAAAAUUAAACUACAUUGUUCAAAUAACUUUAUUUUUAGUAGUCUUCGGACUAUUUUCAAACAGUUAUAUUAUUGAAGAAAACAAAAUACUCUCCUUUCUCUUGAUAACACAAGUUUGGUUAUUUAUAUAUUCUAAUAUUAAACAAUACAAUUCAAAUGAUAAUUAUGACAAAAGAAACCGGAAAUCUUUUAACAAUAUUUCUAGAAUUUCCAGCAAGCAUAGAACAUUAUUAAUAGUUUGUGGGAUAAUAAUUUGUCUCGCAGUGAGAUUGUCUAGUUACUAUUGGAGAUGUCGUGAAGAACAGAACCGCGAAUUAUGUGGAUCUUAUGUUUUGGGUAAAACUGGUUCAAUAACAUCAAAUACUUUGGAAAGAAUACUGUUAACAAUUUCUUUGGUGAGUCUGGCGUUGUACAUCACAACUGUAAGGAUUUGGUUGAGAAAUUGUGGAAAUUUAUCAGGUUUUUCACUUAACAUAACAGUUGCGCGCUACUGUCCAGUCCUGACAGUUGUAUGUAUUGGCAGCUAUUGGGUACUAUCCAGAUUAUCUACAAGUAAACAAAUAAAAUUCACUCUCGAAUACCAGAUGAAUGCAUUACCAGGAAUUGCUUAUUUUUUUAUUAUCAUUUCUAUUUUCAUUUUGUUUUUGCGACCACUUGGAAUAUUUUUUUUAAAACAAAAUCACCAAUCCUUUGCUGUCUAUGAAGAUGAAAAUGUUGUACCAAAACUAUUUGAUAUAGUGAAAAAUCUUCUUAACACAAAUAAAAACGAGAAUAGUAACAAUACCCCAAUUAUUUAUGGUCUUGGUACUGUUUACAGUGCAGCUUUUAUUUCUUUGAGUGUUUUUGUCACACUUCUUGAUGCUUUGCUUCUUGGAUGCUUUCAAGCUCCGAGUAUUUUUUUAAUGUGUAUUACAUGCAUAGCAUUUCUGAUCAUUGUUUCAAUGGAACGGCAUCAUAAUGCUAAUAAUUUAAAGGAACUUCUUCAAAUACCAAACUCAGCAGUUUUCUGUUGGUUUUUGAUUGCUGAAUAUUUUUUUUAUGGUACUGGACAUCAACCAACUUUUUCAACUAUUCAAUGGGAUGCUGCGUUAGUCGGAACCAACGGCCAAUUUUACAAAAAUAUCCUGCCAACAAUUUUAAUUGGGGUAAAUACGUUUGGAUCACACAUAAUAAUGGGUAUUACAUUACCUCUAUUAGUAAUCAUGCCAUUAACAAUAAUCGUAAUGAUUCCGAGUCUUUCGAAACUCAAAUUUCGCAUUAAUGACGAACUAAAAAAAGGUGAGCUCAUCUUGUUCGAUCGACAAUCCACGUUUCAUUACUCGCUUCUUUUAGUUGUUGGGAAAUACUUUCUUAUCCAUGGAUUGCGUACUUUCGGAUGCAUGUUAGCUGCAACAAUUCUUUGUCGCCACUUAAUGGUAUGGAAAAUCUUUGCUCCAAAAUUAAUUUUUGAAGGAAUCUCGUUGCUAGUUACUUUAGGAAGUGUUUUGGUGUCAAUAAUUAUGAUAAUUAGAAUCGAUAAUCGGGUAGAACUACUAAUAGCACGAGUAUCUAAAGUGAAGUGAUGUGAUAUUACGAACAGAUUACAAAAUAAUGUGAGUAAAUAACUAAUAAUGGAAGAAAAUAUUAUUAAUAUAAAGUGUCAAAUUAACUGCUAAAUAUUGUGAAAAAUUUUGUAUGAUGCUUAUAAAUCAUGACGUCUUUUAAUUCGUUUCAAAAGGAUAUUUUUUUCAAUUGAUGACUAAAAAUGAAUAACCAGAAUAUUUUUCUUUUUGAAUGAUGAUUUUUUAACAUAUGAAGACUACCCUGCGUGCAAUGCAUUGCUGAUUAUAAUAUUCAUGAAGCAACGCACUUGAUGCAGGAUUGCGUUCAGAUGUGUCUCAAUACUGUCUCAUGAUAUUUAAAAAUUAGUAACCUAGAUAUGUAUAUACAUAUGAAAUAACCGUCUGUUCAAUAUUACUAAAUUCCCUUCAAUUUUGGUGGAUGAGUUUGCUGGCUGAUACUCAAUGAAAUAAUAUAAUCAAAUUAGUGAUAAAGUAAAAUUUGAAGUUACACUUAUGAUUUUUAAAACUUAAGAUAAUCUUAAUAACUUCUAAAAAUAGUUGUAUCGCAUUAAGCUUAUUGAAGAUUCUGUAUUCUAUUUUCACAACAAUUGAGGUAAAGUAAGGUGAAU